UCUUAUGAAAUACCCCAGCAUCUACACCCCACCCCUUCUUCUCAAUCCUUAUACACCCCAGCCCUACCUCACAGCUCUGCUCUAACCUGUCGAGCUCCGACGAGGACUGCUUAGCUCGCAUCGCAUUCUCGGUCUGUAGAAGCUUCCGGUAGCGUCGCUGUCUCUGCCCGCGUGGUCGUCGUCCGUUCGAGACCACGGUUGGACCAUCCUCUCUACUCUGUAUUCGGAAAAAAAGGAUGGCUAGGAAAGGUCGUUACACGAAAAGACAAAAACUGGGACUAGGAUUUUAGCAACCUCAAGUGGCUCCGCCUCCAGGCUUCCCACCACGAUGACGCUCAAAUUCUCCUAGCCAGUGGUGAUGGUAUCCCUACAACUUCGUGCCCGUUCCGUCUACCCCACAGUGAACCAAGGCCUACUCCACAAAUGAGCACAAAUAGCCCAGUGCACAACUCGGAGCCAUGCCAUAAAAACUUGGACGCGAAUACAGAUUGGGUAGAUUCCCUUGAUCAAGAAGUUGAUGACCAAUCCUUUGUUGCUUCUGGAGCUCAGAGUCACAAGGGAUGCAAGACUACAGAGUUUUGGAGGGUUAAGAUCAUCGAUGCCGACGGCACAAUCAAGCCCGCAAAAUUAAGCAUGAAGGAGGCUAUGGAACGGCCUAAUGGUAAAAGAAUCGUGCUCAGGUUCAACAACACAAAGCAAGCAAUUGGAGACGAAGCUGGGCUGUUAAGUGGCGUGCUUGGUCUGCUGGGAUCUGACUAUGGAAAAUUUUCUAUCUGUGAGAAAAGUUGGCAUAAGAUUACCACUAAGGACAAGUUUUAUAACGAAUGUCUCAAGCAAAUUUUCCACUUUGAUGAAGAUAGCGAAGGAAUUAUCAAGAAAAAUAUUUUCAAAAGUAUGGGGAAGUCUUGGAAGAAAACAAGGUUGAGGUUGUAUAAUGCUUUUUACGAGCCAACAUAUUGAGCACCAUUCGCCGGGAAUUGAUCGAGAACAUUGGAGAUGGUUCCUGACUAUCGCGCCAAAGCUGAGACAAAGGAGAAGUGCCAGAAAAACGCGAAAAAUCGAUCAAAGCAACUAUAUACCUACACUGGCGGUUCAAAAAGCAUCGCACGACGGAUGGAAGAAGAAGUACUUUACUUUUUCAUUCACUAUUUGGACUAUCUCUAUGAAUUAAUUUUCAUUGAUUUUGUGGAAUACGGUAAUGGCAAAAACUUUGAUGUUACAGUCGGAACAAACAAGGAAGGAGAGUCGGUAGAGGAGAGUUAUGGAUCACAGUGCACAAAAAAAAAAGAUGGCUCCUAUAUCAAUGAUGAAGCAAGAGCAAUCGGUGAAAAAAUUGAGGAGAUUGAGCAACAUGAUGAGUCUUCUAGGGUGUUGUCUCAAAGUAAUUCCAUUGGUCAAGUUUUCGGAAAAGAGAAACCGGGUAGAGUACGUGGUGUGGGUUUCGGACCGUCUCCUACUCAACUCUUCGGUUUGAAUUCACAUGCGCUAGGCAACGGAGUCCAACUAGAGGAGACCCAGAGGAAGCUGAUUGAACUGCAGGCAGAGUUGGAAGGUGAGAAGUUGAAGAGGAUGGCGAUGGAGGAUGAGGCAACAACAGAGAAUAAAAGGAUGAAGGUGAUGGAGAGUGCUCUAAUUUAUCUAUUUCAACGGCAAGGUAAGGAGCUGCCACCAGACAUCGCUGCAGGGAUGAGUUUUGUGGAAUGAUA
This is a messenger RNA of Arachis ipaensis, 1706 nucleotides long. RefSeq lists its product as uncharacterized. Lineage: Eukaryota; Viridiplantae; Streptophyta; Magnoliopsida; Fabales; Fabaceae. The record is from RefSeq and is a predicted model, not a curated record.